This is a messenger RNA of Microthlaspi erraticum, 489 nucleotides long. NCBI's taxonomy places the organism in Eukaryota, Viridiplantae, Streptophyta, Magnoliopsida, Brassicales, Brassicaceae. The record is from the annotation of a GenBank genome assembly.
AUGGGACAUGAGGAGCAUGGAGGGACUUGGCACAUGGAAGCAGCUCAACUGGAUACGCAAAGGAAGAAGGGAGAAGCCAUCUUGAAGACCAGCUCGACCGUCUACUCGACCAACCGGUCGAGUUCCUCAACUCGACCGGCCAAGCUUCAACUCGAUCGAGCUGAGAAUCCGCGUCAGUACCCCCAUGCACUUUCAAUUGGUAUCGGAGCGGGCUCUUGUGCAUAUUGCAAAGCUGCAAACAAGGGAGAUUCCUGCGGAGAAGAUGGAGGGUUACCAAGAGCGAAUUCCCAGUACAUCAUGGCGCUUCAAGAAGGACCAUCAACCUCAAGAGCGGAGAUGCUUCAGCAAUUAACUUUGAUCAGUUAUGAACUCAAGCAGGGGGAGAAUUAUUAUGGAGCUAUAAUUGCUGAGUUCACAACCAUGGUCAAAGAGGGAGAGAGUGUUGGAGGAAUCAAGAAAAUCGAUGGUGUUCAAUUAAGGGAGAGCUAG